Molecule: messenger RNA, 1078 nt
Organism: Lucilia sericata (common green bottle fly)
Lineage: Eukaryota; Metazoa; Arthropoda; Insecta; Diptera; Calliphoridae
Exons: 3
Coding region: 91-981 (296 amino acids)
Source: RefSeq, a predicted model, not a curated record
UUGUAAAUUAGUUGCAAUAAUAAUUUCAUAACAAAAGCGUGUAUAUUUCGUGGUAAAGGAAUAACGAAAAAAAAAAAACUUAGUAAAAAUAUGUCUAAUACAAAUCCUUUGAAUGUUACCGUAAACUCUACCAUGGCAACUCUUAUAAAUCAAACGGUAACGGUUUUGAAUCUAAAUACCACUCAAUCAACACCUUUUAUAAAUUCAACAUGGAUUCCUUAUAACGACUCUUCGGUAUAUCCAAAUGUAAACUCUAGUACUAAUGGCUAUUUACCCUGGUAUUGGAAUAACUCGGUAUAUAAUCCUCCGGUGUAUACUCCCUAUUGUCCCGAUUGUUAUCCUAACUAUGUUACCAUCGAUCCACCAUUGAUUACAUAUUCCUAUACGUAUUCAUAUGCUUAUUAUGUCUUGUUACUUUUGCUAUUAAUUGUGGCGAUUAUUUGCAUUAAGAUUGGUAUAUCACGUCGCAAGGAAUUGGAACGACGAGCGGCUGCUCAACGUAGAAGAGCGCUGCAACAAUCUCAAAAUGCCUAUAUUGUAACUAGCGACAACUCCAACAACAACAAUAAUAACAGUCCAGAUACGGAGGCCAAAGAAUUUGAUUUACCACCUGCUUACAACGAAGUGGUGCAAUCCUACAUAUUGGCUAAGCAGCAACAACAAGAACAAUCCGGAGAAAAUUCCACAACUGAUGUAGCAUCGGGCAUGACAACCAAUCCCUCUACGAACACUAUUUCAACAGCUAUUUCGACAUUAACCAUCGAUACUGAAAUAUCAAAUAGUAACUAUGCUAGCGCUGUAAAUUUAAAUAUUCCCUCUACUUCAAGCAUAAUGACAGAGACAACUGUGAUAUCUAAUCCACCGGCUAAUCGUUCAGCAAUUGCAGCAGCAGCAGCUUCUGCAUCUUCCCCACCGCCUUCUUAUGAUCAUCUUGAAAUUGAAAUGUCCUCAACGAAAAUCAACAAUGAUCAUAUUGUUUAGUUUUAUUGUAUUUGGGUUUUAUUGAGCAAUAUUUCUUUUAAAUAUUCUUAUUUUAUUGUUGUUAAAUUGUAUGCAAAAUAAUAAAAACGAAAAAGGU